GUGCGCAGUAGCUGGUAGUACCCACGCGGGUGGUCGGGUCGGUGCGCGGAGCAGAGUGGGAUAUUGCCACGGAAAUGCGCUCGUCAGUGCUGCUCCUCUUCCUUCUCCCGCUUCUGCCGCCGGUCCGUGGCGUGCCUGCCGCCCGCCCGGCGGGGCCCGGCUUGGAGGAGCGGCUCUUCACGCAGGUCCGGGACCACUUCAGCUUCGAACCCGGCGGCAACGAGACCUUCCCGCAGCGGUACCUGCUCUCAGCAAAGUUCUGGAAGAAAGGAUUUGGACCAAUCUUUUUCUAUACUGGCAAUGAAGGCGACAUCUGGACUUUUGCUGAGAACUCUGACUUCAUAUUUGAAUUAGCAGAGGAACAGCAAGCUCUUGUGAUUUUUGCCGAGCAUAGGUACUAUGGGAAAUCUCUUCCAUUUGGACUUGAGUCAACACAGCUAAAGAAUACUCAUCUGCUUACUGUGGAACAAGCCCUCGCUGACUACGCAGUGCUAAUUACUGAGCUUAAGCAGCAGUAUGGAGCUGCAGGCUGCCCUGUCAUUGCUUUUGGAGGCAGCUACGGAGGAAUGCUGAGUGCUUACAUAAGGAUGAAAUACCCAAACGUUGUGGAUGGGGCAUUAGCUGCCAGCGCUCCUGUGCUGUCUGUGGCUGGGCUUGGAGACCCUGCUCAGUUCUUCAGGGAUGUAACAGCAGAUUUUCAGAAGUCCGCCCCAGGCUGUGUCACUGCUGUCCGCAAAGCCUUCCAGCAGAUCAGGGAUCUGUUCCUGAGCGGAGCUUAUGAUGAAAUCAGCAGCAAAAUGGCCACAUGCAGCAAGAUUUCUAGCAAGCAGGAUGUUUACCAGCUUUUUGGGUUUGCUAGAAACGCCUUCACCAUGAUGGCCAUGAUGGACUACCCUUACAAAACCGAUUUCAUGGGGCACCUCCCUGCUAAUCCAGUGAAGGUUGGCUGUGAACAAAUCCUUGCCCACACAGACCCGAUUCAAGGCUUGGCAGCUCUUGUUGGUGUGUUCUACAACUCCUCUGGCUCAGCGCAGUGCUACGACGUGUACCGGCUGUACCGGGCCUGCGCUGACCCCACGGGCUGCGGCACUGGCACGGACGCUGAGGCCUGGGACUACCAGGUGUGUACCGAGAUCAACUUAACUUUCAACAGCAACAAUGUGACGGACAUGUUCCCUGAGAUGCCCUUCACAGAGGCCAUGAGAGAGCAGUACUGUUGGAGCAGAUGGCGCGUAAGGCCGCGACCGCGGUGGCUGCAGAUCAACUUCUGGGGAGGAGACCUGAAAAGUGCAAGCAACAUCAUAUUUUCAAAUGGAGACUUGGACCCAUGGGCUGGAGGUGGGAUAAAUAGCAGCUUGAGUCCUUCGCUAACUGCUGUGACCAUUCAAGGAGGUGCUCAUCACCUGGAUCUGCGGGGACACAACCCAGCUGACCCCCCAUCUGUCAUAGAGGCACGCAAGUUAGAAGCGAGCAUCAUCGGUGACUGGGUGAAAUCUGCAAGGAUGGAAAGAGUGUGGGAGAAGCGCUCUGGAGCGGCGGCAGGCGGCUGGCGGUGAGUGCACCAUGGGAGCUGUGCACAGGCGCUGCAGGACUGCCCAAGGCAGCAGAGCUGUGCUUCUGGAGAAGAUGUUGCCUCCUCUGCCAUGGUGAUGGGAAUUCAAGCAGCAGAAAACAAAAAGCCAAAUUACUGACUGAAGCCAAAACUGUGUUGUAUGGGUUUCACGCUCACCUGCUCAUAAUGAGAAGGUACUUCAAAUGAUGGAAAGAAUAAAAUUUUCCUGAAGGCCCAGGA
Numida meleagris (helmeted guineafowl) is the source of this 1792-nucleotide messenger RNA. It is a transcript of the gene DPP7, whose product is annotated as dipeptidyl peptidase 7. The transcript has 13 exons. Bases 75 to 1556 code for a protein of 493 amino acids. The record is from RefSeq and is a predicted model, not a curated record. Gene Ontology annotation, cellular component: vesicle. Gene Ontology annotation, biological process: proteolysis. Gene Ontology annotation, molecular function: serine-type exopeptidase activity; dipeptidyl-peptidase activity. Lineage: Eukaryota; Metazoa; Chordata; Aves; Galliformes; Numididae.